Molecule: messenger RNA, 5596 nt
Organism: Nothobranchius furzeri (turquoise killifish)
Lineage: Eukaryota; Metazoa; Chordata; Actinopteri; Cyprinodontiformes; Nothobranchiidae
Source: RefSeq, a predicted model, not a curated record
GCCCCUCCCAGAUAUCACAGUUUCCCAGCUUACAGCAGCCUUAGCAGGGGAUGGAGUGGGAGUGGCCAGCUACAGCUUAUUUUCUUAAAGUGACAGAGCCUUGAAAUGGCUCAUUCUGUAAAGUACUGAAAAUGUCCAGAAUAAUUUUUGAAGAGGAAUUUUAUACAAAGUACUUCUUAAACAUGUUUUGAGUAGACCAUAGAACUAAGAUAACUUAAGAAAAAUAAUACACAAUAUGUACCCUUUAAAUGUUGCUUUUCUGUCCAUACAUUAGGUGCAAAAAGGUGUCAGACAAUGUAAAAAGAAAACAUUUAACAUCCUUCUAUGAUUCUGUCAUCAAACAAAGUUAGGGUGAUGGAAUGUUAGAGGAGUUUGAACAGCUGCUUCUGCUUUUUAGUUAGCCAGAGCAGAGGUUUCCACGAACGGUAAUAAAACUCUGGAGACGGUAGCUGGUUUAGAUUUCAAACUUAAACCACAUGAAAUUUGGUCCAAACCUUCAGUGUUUUUGCAAAUAAUUCAAUUUAUUGUAAUUUUCUGAGAACAGACACAAGCUAGUCAGUGGACUCAUAACAGUCAAGUUUUCAUUAGCAUAAUGUUGUUUAGGCUAAUGUCUAACCAUUGGUUCCCCACAGUGGGUCACCACAGGAGGUCUUGAGAUGAUGUCCAGAAAUCAAAAUAAAAUUUAAAAACAACUGCUGGGACUAGAAUUCAAGCAUAAAUGUUUCAAAACCCCAACUAAGUGAACAUCAGCUAAGAAGAUUUCUUGAAUGAUUUAGCUUUCAGAGCAUGUUUGUAUAAAUCAGAGAUACUGAGGGUCCCGUGUCUUAACUAUGUCUAUUUUGUGGGUCUGAAUUCUACUAAAACACAGAAGCAUAAACAACACCAGUCUAAAUACAUGUACUGCAUUUCUUGUCUGUGUUUGUCGCAGAUUCUUUUGGUGAAUGACAAUGCUGUCGUAAGAAGAGUCAUUGCUGCAGCAGAUCGGGUCUCAGAGUGCCUCUCUGAGCUUGGCUCCUCCUCAGAAAUCGAGACUCUUUACAUGUCCUUCCAGGUGUUUUCUGAAGCUCUGCUUCUCUUUGAUGAACUCACAGUGGACCGAGCAAAAUCGUUACAGGAUCCCAGACAGACAAAGCAGCUUCUGGACUCUCUAGAAACCCUGAGGAAGUGCAUCUCCAUGCUGCACACUGCCAUGUGCACGACCAUCAAACAUCCUACAUGUGAGCAAGCUCAAGCGGCCAAGCGGUACAUCCUAGACAAGGUGCAAAGCACCAUAAGAGACGCUGUUGCAACCCUCAGGUGUGAGAGCAGCAGUGGACCACUGGGACCUUAUGGGUAUUACACUGAGAAGCACAACAAUCUCCUGCAGCUCCUUGGCUGUUACUCCAUCUCAUCGAUUCAGGACAGCAGCUUUGACAGCAUGAUAAGGGACAUCGUGUUCCACUGCAUGGCAGUUGCAAACUCUUCAAGAAGACAGUCUCAACAGAGAAUUGUGAGCCACUGCCGUCACAUCCUGCAGCUCUGGUCCGACCUAAAAUCAAUCUUAAAAUUCUUUGAGAAACCUGAAAACUUUGAGGAAACUUGCACUCUACUGGCGCGACAAGUCCAAAUGCUUGACGACGAGUUGCUAACGGCACUUCUUUAUCAAGUGCUGGACACAUUUCUCACAGCUUCUUCUACGGUCAAUGAGCUUUCAAGCAUGACCAAAGGGGUUCUAGCUGCAGAUUCGGCUGCAGUCGCGGAUCUGACCUUCAUCCAGCCGGUAGUUGAAGAUUUCAUUUCAUCCACCGAUAGAAUCAUCCAAGUGGCAAGCUUUAUUUCAGCGGUUGCCGUAGAUGCAAAGAGUUUGGAGAAUGUGCAGAACUCACAGGUGUGCCUUAGAAGACUAAAGACUCAAAUCACGCCCCUGUCCCUGGAACUAGAAGAUAAUUCGAUGCAAACCGUUCAGAAGCUUCAUGAUUUGUGUCAGAAAUGGGAAGAGGAGACUCAUCAGCUGCAGGAGGCUCUCAGCGAUGUCAUGGAUGUAAAGGAGUUCACCAAACUUGCUACUGAUGAGAUGCUCAGCGACCGUUGUGGGUGCGAUGAAGCAUACAGAGAGCAGAGCUAUGAGCUGUUUGAUGAAAAUGCUAAAAACUUAAUUUGCCACAUGACGCUGGUGAUUCACGCAGUGAGGAGGCACCUGGAAAGCAGCGAUAACCCAAUCUACAGGAACGGCCUGCUGGUUCUGCUGAAACAGGCCCAGUCGUCCAAAAGCAAGGUGGCUGACUCGGUCCGAGACAUGCUUCAUGGCACCACCCUAAACGUCGGGAUGUAUUCUACCUUUACUGACAACGUCUCCACCGUUAUUCAUCACUUUAAAGUCCUCAGAGAGGGACUGGAUGGCCACCAGCACCCACAUCUCCUGAGCCCGCUGCGAGAGGGGGUAAGAACACCUGGAAUCUCACUGCCACCCUCUGCACUCAAAGAGAACAUUGGGAGAAGUCUGGAUCGUGUGACAAACGAGUCAAAGUUUCCAGCUUUUGAAGUAAUGAAGAUGAACAUGCAGACAAUAAAUGAGGAAACGUGCUCAGAUAUAGAAACCACAGAUGCAGAAUGCACUCAUAAACAUGACAGCAAUGAUUUAAAGACUCCAGCUGUCCCAGAUGAGCCUGAAGCGAUCCACCUGCCUGUUGCUUUUGACCUUUUACCCCUCUUAUAUGAAGUUGUGACUGUGACUAAAGGGAAAGAUGUGUCUGCGCUCAACCGGGCCUGUACCGGAGUUCUUGAACUGUCAAACUGUUACGCCCAAGCUUCCAAAGAAGGCUCAGCCAUUGUUGAUGCUGUGGAUUGCCAGACACUGGAAAGUUUCAGAGCAGAGCUGGUGUCGCUGACCCCGCUGCUCGUCCGGACAGCACAAGAAACAGCCAUGGGCUCAGCAAGGGGCACUGAAAGCAUCUACAAGCACUGCGCACAGUUUUCUGACCUUGUCGGCCACAUUCAAAGGGUUUUACAGCCAGCAGCUGGAAACUGGUAUCACGCUGUUUUCGCUGAACUGCAAAGAAGUCAACAAGCCAGUGUUUCACAAAAUCUGAAUGAAGUGAUGACUUUAUGUGCUCAUGUGGUCCAGGUCUUAAUGUCGUCUCCUUUAGAUUUGCAAGGUGAUGGUCACGAAACCUUCAGAGUCUUGCACAGCAAGCUGAACAAAGCCCAGAACAAUACGAGGCAUCUCAUAGAGUUUGCCACCUCACUGGAACGACCAAAGGAUCGAAUGGAAGGCCUUUGUGUUCUCUGGGGUCUCUCCAUUCAGGUUUUAUUAAAGUCUCUGGAUAAGAUUUUGGGUACAUCAACAGCAGCACACCGGUUGAAUCUCCAGAAACAGAUAUCGGCAUUGUCUGAGAACUCUCUUAGAAUCCAAGAGGCUGCAAGGCUCACCAGCCUAAUCUGUAAAAGUGCCUACAAGUCCACCCAACUGGCCAAUGAACAGGAUGAGCUACGAACACUGACUGAUGCGUAUAUUAAAGCUGUUGAAGAAGUCGAUGCAAUGCCAAAAGUGAUGCAACUUGCAAAAUCCGAGUUCCUUCAGCGACAGUUGUUGAUCAAGAUUAGAGCGCUGUCUGGUCAGUUAUCCAAAGAAAACAAGGAGUAUGAUGCUGCGUUUGAAAACGUCGUCGGUGUUGCUUAUUUUGCAGCUGAACAUUUCCGAGACCCCGAUGCAGAAGAUGCAGCGCAGAAAUUUGAAAACGUGGCUGAAACACUUGUUGAAAACAUCAAAGCUGCAUCCAGAAGAGUGAACGACUGCUUGGACUUCGUCCGUGACCCACGCGCUCGCUCUAACUUACGGUCCAUUAACGAGCACCUGACCUUUCAGAUUUCAGAUAUAAUCUCCAGGGCAAGGCUCGUUGUAGAGACUCGCUACGUUUGUGACACUCUCAGUUUGGAUGUCCUGAUUCAGUGCUGGUCAGCAAAAGCUCACUACGUGGUGGAUGAGAUCAUGAAGCAAGAUGGGAUUCACCAGGAGGCAAAAGAGAGCAUUAAGGCUGGUUUGCAGGGCAGUGGGUCUAGAGAUUCUGAUCAUUUAUCUACUGUGAUGCCAUCUAAAGCCAAAGAAGGUGAAUUUCCUGAGAUGGCUUCUCUGCAGAAAGACAUAGAAACCAUAGAUGCUGCAGAAACUAAAGUGGACAUGGCAGCUGAGGCAAAACAAGAACCCAAGCAUGUGGAUUCAGAUGAUGGAGUUCCAUCUGGUGUGUACAAAGAACCCUCCUCACUGACCUACACUUCCCUGUAUCUAAAGCAAAAGAGCGACAGCUGGGAUCCCACAGACAACCGAAUAGUUCAAGACACAAGGAAAAUGGCUGAUACCAUAUGUCACAUGACACAGUACUUAAAGAAGAAAGGCCCGAUACUGGUAUUGACCACAAGAGGUCACUUUGCUGCUUUCAUCUCCAUGUCAGGAAGCAUGCUCAUUCGUUUUCUCUUUUUUUUUUUCUUUUAUCAGAACAAAGAAGCUUUUGUCAUGGCAGCCAAAGAUGUCAUCUCUAACUGUCAGUCGGUCACCCACUUCAUCAGAGUCAUUGCCAACCACAGCCUGGAUAAACAGUGCACGGUUGAGCUGUCGGUCAUCAUUGAACAGAUCCUAACCAUCACUAAUCAGCUCAGCAUCGUCUCCAGGUCAGGGUGCUUUAAAUCGCACAAGGUAGAGGGUCGCUGAUUCACUUCUGCUUUGUGUUCACAGUGUCAAUGCUGUAACUCCUGGGUGCAAAUCAUCUGACGAGAUCCUGGUGAAGAACUCGCAAAAUCUUCUUCAAACGGUCCUGCGUGGGGUUCAUGCUGCAGAAACAGCGUGCAUCACAGUAAAUAUAAAACCAAAAACCACACGGAGUAGAUCUGGAGUAUUUACAGAUUUAAAUGGUGGUGCCUGAAACUUCUUCAGUAAUUUAAUUUAAAUAGGACAUAUGCAAAACUCACCUUUUCCUUCCUUUUGUGCUGCAAAGUGGAUUAUACUACUUCUAUUAGCACUCUAAAUGUAAACAAAAAUGCCCAUCUGUUCACUGUUGGAUUUUCAGAAGUUACAGGCCUAAAGCCAGGUACAUUUUGUGUUUUCUGGCCAUCGUACAAAAAUAUUUUGUCGUUAAAGGGACAAUGUGCAGAUUUUUUUCCUUUAAUCUCUGGAUUAUUUAAGCCUUUUAUUGAAAGAAUAUACAAGAAGUGACUAAGAGUAGUUCCCUCCUCCUUAACCUGUUUACCCUAACGCCUUGCAAUUGGGGGCCUUUACAGUUUCAUGUCCCAGAUAUCUGUUUACAUUCCCCAAACACAACUAAAACUACAAUCAAACUGUUCAGAUGGGGGGAAAGCCAUUUUAAAUUGUACUAAAUUAAGAAACAAUGAUAUUUGAACUUUAUUUUAGAAGAGCUUUUGACCUUCACUGCUGUCUGCUGGAAAAAAAAAACCUUGAACCAAUUUAGUUGAGGACCCCUGGAGUAAAUAAAACAAUAGACUAAAUUUCCUAAAUGGAAUUUGAACUCACAACCUCCAUCCUGUCAGCUCUUUCACACAGGGCUGCUCUUCUAAAAUCAAGUUCAAGUAUUAUUUUAUCUUUAUGUAUUAAAAUUUAAAAAUCGCU